AUGACCAAGAAAGCAGUUGCGAGCUGCACGGGCAUCACGGCUGGCCAGGCCAAGCGGGGUAUCGUUGAAGGCCUCAUCCAGCUCGGAUGCUUUCAGAAGGUUACCAACGCAGAUGGCAUCGGGUGCAUCGCGAUCGACGCGGCGUGUCUCCAGCGCCCCGUGACCGCGUUUCCCGACCUCAGUUUUCUGCAGCAGCUUCCGUCUGCACCAACCGCGGACCGCUGGCCGCCAACUCCUCGACGAUCAACACACGAGCCGGCUCUUUGCACUGCGGCAAGCGCAUCUCGCGGCGAAGGAGGCACGCUCUACGACGCGCUGAUCGAGCAUUUUGUUGUGCACGUGCACGGUGCCGUGUACGCGGAGAUGAGCAAGAAGCAAAAACACUUCAAGGUCAAGAAGAUCACUACGCUGCUCCGAAAGGCCGGCUACGUGAGCAAUAUUCCGCGCACGGCCCAGCAGGUUCUGCAAUGCGUCCUGCGCGACCGCUGCCUCACCUGCGUCGACGGUACAGCCAUCGUGGCCGUGCGUGCCAGCCCCUUUUCGUUGCCGGCCGCAAUGCGCCACGGCGUGACGGCCCUCGUGCAGACGUGGGCGGCAAAGAUUGCGAUCGCUCCGCACGAAAUGGCAAGCCUUCGAGCGCAGCUUCACAAGGCCGAGGCUAUCGAAGGGUUGCCAGGCAUGGCCGAGCAAGCACUCGACGCUUUGUGUGCUCUUCGGUGCAUGACCACUGUCCGAAACCGCAAGUCCGCACUCUGCCUCGGCAUCGACCCGUCGCUUGUCCAUCAGUCGUUGGCUUUGUUCCCGGACGCGUCGUUUCUGCGUUCCACGGAGUCGGUCGCGGCGCUCUCCCCUACAGCGUCCUCUCCUUCGCUGCCGCUUUGUCACCCAACACCGUCACCCGUCCUGGUCUCUCCCGCUCCGCCCAGAGAAGGCGUGGAUGAAUACAGUACAAGCGCAUGCCACUCGAGGUUCGAGAACACGCUCGGCGACGUGCUUCUCUACGCACUUGCCGAUCACAUUCGUCGUCUAGCGUACGAUGCGAUCCGCGGGGCAAAGGCCCGGUACAACUUUUCAGCCAAAGUACCGCUGCUCCUGCGUGCGACGCGCUACAUACCGCCGGCCUCGUACACGGACACGCGCAAGGCGCUCCUCGAUCUACUGCUGCGCGACGAGAACUUGGUGUUUGUCAAGCCCCUCUUUGUCGUCUCGCGGGAUCAACGCUUGCUGCCGCUGCUGCCGCCGGCGCGCCAUUGGACGUCUGAAGCAACGCCUGCUGCCAUGCUUCAUGGGCUGGUGACAGCGCUGGCGAUUGCACCCAUCGCCAUGACAGGCAUAGCGAGAGCUGCGACGUCGACGCUUGUGGUUCGUGGCGUCCACGACGUCGCGACGGUCGUGCCCAAGCUCAUUGCGGACCUCAUGCAGCUCGAAUACGUCGUGGCCACACAAGACAAGGGCCGGGAAAUCUACUUGACGAUCGAUAUGGCGUGCCUUCAUCGGCCAGCAGACGACUUUGCCAUCGUGCCAGCACCCGAGUCGUGGCUCGUACACAGCGCGACCGCACCGACGCCGUAUGUCACUGCAGCAACCUCCUCAGUGCCACCGACACCAGAGGCACAUGACGCACCGAUGUCCCCGUCGUCCAGCUUGUCGAGCAGUGCGCAAGAGAGCGUCGGGUCGCCUGCAUCGUCGUCUCCGCUGUCUGCAUCGUCAGCAUCGUCGCCACCUCGGUCGGUGCCGUUGCCAUUGGAGCCGCUGGACGGUGUGGGGUCCGUGGUCCAGACGCACCACGACUCGUUCUUGCCCGCGAUUCUGGCGUGGGUUCGCGACGACAACCCGUUUUACGUCUCGUACGUUCGCGGGCAA
Messenger RNA from Saprolegnia parasitica CBS 223.65, 1863 nucleotides. RefSeq lists its product as hypothetical. The transcript has a single exon. The annotation marks the transcript as partial. NCBI's taxonomy places the organism in Eukaryota, Oomycota, Saprolegniomycetes, Saprolegniales, Saprolegniaceae. The record is from RefSeq and is a predicted model, not a curated record.